Molecule: messenger RNA, 2907 nt
Organism: Cladocopium goreaui
Lineage: Eukaryota; Dinophyceae; Suessiales; Symbiodiniaceae
Source: the annotation of a GenBank genome assembly
AUGCUUUUGGUAGAUCUUCCCUGGACUGCAGCAAGCGCAUUUUGCCAACCCGUGAGCUUCCGUGGUGCAAAGUUCAAAGAUGCCGACCAGAUCAGACCCGAAGUCAAUGGGCAAGCUGGCCGCCCGUCCCGAGAUCAGAUCCUGGCAGACACGGCGCAAGAGUACCUCACUGGAGAAGAAGCUCCAGAUCAGCAGUUCUCCGAACCUUAUGCACCGUCCGAGCCCAGACCUGCACCAGCAGAUUACCAACAGCUUGUGAAAAGAGUGGCCGAGUUGGAAAGCCGUCUAACAGCCGCCCAGCAGGUCCCUGCGGCUCCUCCGCGUUCUGCAGCGAAAGCCCCGCCGUUGUUCGGAGCUCAGACCAGCCCUCUGGAUGCAGACCAGUGGAACCGCAUUCAGAAGUUAGCCGGCAGCCCGGCCCCUCGGGUAGGCUCAGUGGAAACUCGCAGGUCUCUGGUUCCUGCUGCAACCGACUUCCAAGAUCAUGCACUAGCAACUUUGGAAAAGGAAGCGGAAGAGGAUGUGCUGCCAGCAGACUUGAGUCAACUUGUGGCCUCGGCGUCAGACCCUCUCUCGCAGAUCCUAGCAGCUCAACUGCAGCAGAACCAGUUGUUGAUGCAGCGACUGUUACCGAAACAACAAGAUCCAGUCCUCGGCGCUCUGGCCGGCUCGGACAACGCAAGCGGCAGUGGCUCCAAUGUCAAGGGCUGUCUGGCCCGCGAAGCUUUCCAGCGGACUAUACAAGAUCUGCCGCGGGUUGCAAUGCUGGUCCAGAUGAAUGCCAUGAAGGAGCUGGGCUUUGGACCCGACCGGGUGGAUUCUUCACUCAUGCGGCGGUAUGUGGAGCGCCGGAUUCCUUUGCAGGAGUUUCGCCUUCUGUCCUUGGUUGCGACAAUGCUGGCCGAGAGUUGGGCGAUUGGUUACGAUGCUCAAGACAAGCUGCUGAUGGGUUCGAUUUCCAGGAUGCUGCUGUUUGUCGAGCAGACAGCUCUAGAUGGGGGCAAGACCCAACUGAGUUGGCUCCUUUCUGGAUACCCAGAACCUGCAAGUCAUCUUCUCAUGUCGUCACGCAAGAAGCCGGGCCUGGAGCCUUUUGCCAGACUCUGUCCAGCUCCGUGGGUAGCGGCAAAUUUGAGCUACCUUCGGGAUUUGGAUUACAUGGAGACUCGCAUGGCGGCGUUAGGGAAGCCCAAUCGUUCCAAAGCUGCCCUGUCCGACGAGGAGAAAGAUCCAAAACCAAAAGCAAAAGCAACUCCCAAAGCCAAGGGCCGAGGGAAGGGUGGAGGCAAGCAGUGGCGAUGGACGGCAUCCUUGAAACCCAAUCCUAGGCGCCGAAGGCGCCGGAAGCUGCUUGAAGUGAGAAGCCGCCUAGUGAACAUUUUGCUUUGCACGUUGAAUUGGGAAACGCUGGGGCAUCCCAACAUGCCUCCUCCCAACGCCCAACUAGGGGCGCCAAUCAGUGAACAACAGCACGGCAUCAUCGAACGUUUCGAGGCCAUGCUCUCCCACUUUCUCAGCGUAGCUCCCUUUGAGGGUUCAGAGCUGGGCCGUGCAGCGGGAAAAUUUCAGGGAUUAAUUGACACGUUGACGGAACUGCCCAAGUCAGACUUAGGGUUCGAGGACCUCUUCGAUGUUCUUCAUGAAAUGCACAAAAGUUUUGAUUCUUAUGGUUCGCAUUUUGCACCAAAACCGAAGCUGCCAAACCCACAGCUCGACCAUGAGCUUUUGACCAGCGCUGGCACUGUUACAGUGUCGAUGCCUAGUGCCAAGCCGGUCGAAUCAGCCCGAGUGAAGUGGGAAAACCCACCAUCCUUUGAUGCGGCCGGGUAUUUAGAUCCACUGGUGCGUGAGGGUCGUUGUGAGUUGCAAGUCCUUGCCGUUCUCGGCCCAGUAGCACAGAGUGACUUGAGGGCACGCCAUUCUAACAGAAUAUACAGCACGGAUGCGAGCCCCUUCGGGGGUGCAGUGAUCGCGGCAGACAUAGGUAUCCUUUUUGACUGCAUAGAGAUUUUCAGGGGUAGCGGGAACUGGUCCGAUGCCCAUGCCGAGCGCGGCAUGCGUGUGCAUGAUGGCGUGGAUGUGUCUGGGCGCAGACUGCGCUAUCUGGACCUUGCCAAGCCUGCCGUGUUUCACGAACUCCGAGCGCUGGCCUUGCGCCGAGUUUGCCUGGACUGGCAUGCUGGAAUGCCUUGCGUAAGACACUACAUCAGCAUCGAGCAGCCCGGCAGCAGCCGCCUGUUCCUGCUGCACUGCUACAGGGUUUUGGUGAGCCUGGGAUGCGUAAUUAGACAACAUUUCGUGGUGCAGGGGUCUUUCACAGCUGCGAGCAUUGCCGAUUUCGAGCGGCGGUGCCGUCCUUCCAGUGCCGCGGUGUAUGGGCACAGCCCACAAGUUGGGGUGAAUCGCAGUGAUGGUCCCUCAAGAGACCGCGAGCUGGAGCCUCCAUCCAGGGAGAUGCCGAGAUGGCUCGAACGGCUGAUGCAGGGUGAUCCUUUUGCUUUUGACAGAGUUGUGCAAUCCAGCCGGAUUUCCAAAAAUCCAGCGCGCUGGCUUCGUUUCUUGCUGCUGCUUGCCGGGGACAUUGAAGAAAAUCCAGGUCCCAAGCAGUCGAGAGGCCAGCUUGAUAUGAGCAUAGGUUUCGCAAAAACGACUGCUGAUCGGAUGACCAAAUGUUUGUCAGCGUUCAGCCUCUGGUGCACCGACAAGCUUGAGGUUCCUUUUGAGACUGUUUCUUCAGACAUGUCAGCUUUAGCCUGGUCCCUUCGGGCCUACGGUUUGUACCUUUUCGAAGCAGGACUGCCGCGUUACCUGCUAGUGUAUGCCAUCACUGCUUGCCAAGACCGUUUUCCAGCCUGCAAACCUUUCUUGAACGUUGCGUGGCAGGUGGACCGCAAGUGGCAACUUCAU